CUUUGGAAGAGGACUCGAGUAAAAUGAACAAAAGGGAUGAAGAGGUGGCACUCGACAGAUCUAGCAUUGGAGUAGCACAAGACGAUGACGGUGACCACUCGCUGAGGGCUUUUCGCUCAAAAUUCCCAUCAAAGUACAGCACUCUCUUUGACCUGUUGGAGUUGAUCAGCAUCCCAGCUGGCUGGAUUCUGCGAUUUGUUUAUAACAUUAUAAGGCAAUUGUCCCCGAGAGUCCAACGUCUGGAGGGGAAGAAGAAGAACCAUACAGAAACAAUGCACCUUAUCGAAUACUUGGCCAAAGAAGGAUACUUUGAUUUCUUUGUGCGUGGAAAAGAUCCCUCCCAACAGAGUAUACUAGGUCCACAAGACUCUCCACCGGAGACUGGAGAAGAAGGUGAUGCCCAAAAAAAGGCACUGUCACCGAGCUCGGAAGACAGAUGGAACGAACCACCCUUGUUCUUAGGUGCACAAAUGGGCCUUAAUGAUUUCGUCGGCAAGAUCCUGCAAGUGUGCCCACAGUCAGCAACCUACCUGGACACGAAGGGCAGAAAUGUUCUCCAAGUGGCGAUAGAAUCUGGGAACCGAGAGACUGUAGAAACUAUUCGUAGGAUGGCUCAGGGAGACAACCCCAUUUUACCAUCCUGGUUGUUGUCCAGCAUCGACUCUAAAACCAGAAACACCAUCCUGCAUCUUGCUACAGAUGGAACCUGUGAUGUAGCAAAGGAAGAGCAAGAUGAACCGGAUGCAAUGCAACUGCAUUACGAUUUAGUAUGGUUUGAGAUGCUGGAAUCAAGUAUUCCUAAAGAACUAGUGUUUAGUCGAAAUACGCAAGGAAAGACAGCGCAAGAGCUCUUUACUUCGAGCCACAAACAGACGCGCAAGAGCUGCAAGAAACAACUAGUACGGAUUGCAAACACAAGUACAAGCGCUGUGGCAGCUGUGGUCUUCGCCUUGAGUUCCUCCUUCUCCCACACGGACGAUCCAAAAACUAGCGAUUCACCCAUGUUCAAGGCCUUGUCAUACACAUAUGUGAUCGGGUUGUCAUUAGCGGCUACAUCUCUGUUCUUUUUCUUGUCCCUCGUCAAAUCAUCGUACAAGGAGCAGGAGUUCCGCAGUGCCAUCCCAACCAAAUUCUACUUAGCCGGCCUCACAUAUAACAUGGCGUUGGGGACUCUGUUGCUGGCCUUCACAUUCAACACUUUCGUGCAGAUAUAUGGCGUGGAGGGAGUUAAGGAAAAGCAGGCGAUCACAUUCAUGCUGGAGAUCAUCGCCUGUCCACUUCUCGCUUGCCUCAUCUUCUUUCCUGACGCCGUUUUUGGAAUAUUUCGUCCUUAUAUUUAGAGUUAAAGUGUCUGUAAGCAUGCACCAUCCCUCCACAUCUAUCAAACA
This is a messenger RNA of Musa acuminata AAA Group (dessert banana), 1388 nucleotides long. RefSeq lists its product as uncharacterized. The coding region runs from base 24 to 1340 and encodes 438 amino acids. Gene Ontology annotation, cellular component: membrane. The record is from RefSeq and is a predicted model, not a curated record. The transcript is spliced from 5 exons. NCBI's taxonomy places the organism in Eukaryota, Viridiplantae, Streptophyta, Magnoliopsida, Zingiberales, Musaceae.